This is a messenger RNA of Diabrotica virgifera virgifera (western corn rootworm), 6892 nucleotides long. Its product is annotated as coiled-coil domain-containing protein 22. The record is from RefSeq and is a predicted model, not a curated record. The transcript has 6 exons. Lineage: Eukaryota; Metazoa; Arthropoda; Insecta; Coleoptera; Chrysomelidae. Gene Ontology annotation, biological process: positive regulation of ubiquitin-dependent protein catabolic process. Bases 165 to 1874 code for a protein of 569 amino acids. Gene Ontology annotation, molecular function: cullin family protein binding.
GGGUGAUGGCCGUGAUGGGUGACAUGGACAUGACAGUUCGUUUUCGUUGGUGAUUGUUCGCCUUCGCCUACAAACUGUAGUGAAAUAAAAACAAAAUGCACAAUUUAUUUAUUAAAGAAAAUAAUUAUAUUUGGACUAAAUAAGUAUAUGACCUGCCAUAAGAAAUGGAGGAAGUCGAUAAAAUAAUUCUAGACUCGUUAAAAAACCUCGACUGUGAUAUUGACCCCGAAAUUGAACAUUUAAAGCAAUUCGAUGCUGAUUUAGUUGCGUAUGCGGUUGCUUCCUGUUUAGAAGCAAUUUUACAGAAUGGUACCUUGCCUAAGAAGUUGCCCCCCUCGAUGAGUGCUAGAUUGAAAUUCGCCUCGAAUUUAGCAGAGCAGAUCAAAGAUCUGGGAUUCCGAGGAGAUAUGGGCUACCAAACCAUCUUAUAUUGCAAUGAGGAGGAGGUCAGAAGGAUGUUAAUGUUUUUGAUCGAAAGAUUGCCUAAAGAAACUGCGAAAAACAUUCCAAUUGAGCAAGCAGGCUAUGUUCCUAGGAUAGUUAAAUCUUUGGAAGAAAAUAUUAAAUUAAGCUUGUCCAAACCGUGGUUGCCUAGUUGUUUUUUGAGGCAAGGAGCUAGAGAGACUUCCAAUAGAUAUUUAAUUCACAGUAUGAGUAGUAGUUGUCCCUUAAGAACUCAAAAACUUGAUAUUCCUUCAUCUAAAACUCAAAAUGAAGAUUUGAAGGACUACUGGAUCCAUCUCACACCCGACGUAACGAAGCAAUGCUCCCCAAGAAAACUGAUUCCUUCCUUACUAUUCCAAGACAAUGACAUUUCUGAUGACAUCGACUUGAAAAAGGUCAUUAAAAAAUCUGAAGCCGUUUCUCUUGACAAUCUGAAAUCAGAAGUUAGCAGUUUAUCUCUGAUAUCCGAUAAACUCACUCCCACUUCUACAGAAAAGGAAAUUGCCCUUUCAGAAAAUGACGUUAAUGCGGAAACAUCGGAACAAUAUUUGAUUGAAAAGUUAUCGAAAGAAGUCGAAAGCAUGAAAAGUGAGUAUGUGGAGCUGCAGGAAGAUGUUAAGAAUGCAGAAUUAAAAUUAGUUGAGAUAGUUAGAGUAACAAAUGAAAAACAAGACCACCUGAAAGAAACUCUCGCAAAAGUGAAAUUAAAAUCAAAAACAGCAACGGUUCUUAGCAAAGAAGAAAACCUAGCGAAAUUAAAUAAUAUGAUAAAAAACUCCAACGACCGUCUGGUAGAAUUAGCCAAACAAUGGGAGGAGAUUCAGCGGCCGUUGCUGGAAGAAUACAGAUCUUUGAAGAAUAACCUGACGAGCGAAGAAUCGAAAUUUCAGGAGCAGAAAGAAAAACUGGAUGGUUUAAAAGAUGUAGAUGUCAAGCUUCACGAGGAUUUAAGAGAGAAGAAAAUGUUGAGUCAGAAUUUAUUACAGCAGUAUCAGCAACUAAAUCGUUCUAACAAUAGGGCAAUGUAUACCAGCAGGAUUUUGGAAAUCAUCGGCAAUAUAAAUAAACAAAACAACGAUAUUUGGAAGGUAUUAAAAGAUACAAGACAAAUACAGAAGGAGAUUAAAAACUUGACAGGUCAAGUUGAUAGGUCGUUCACAUUAGCCGAUGAAUUAAUUUUUUACGACGCCAAACACGACGAAACAGCUCGACGUUCCUAUAAGUUGUUGGCGGCCCUUAGAGACGAAUUCGGCAGCAUUUUAAAAACUCUGGAAGAUCUGGGAGUGGUCGAACGAGAGUGCCGGAAUCUAGAAGAGCAAAUAGAAAGCGAAAAAGUUAAAGAAAUCGCUAUAAAACUCGAUCGAGUUUACUCGGAUAUUAAACAGAUACAGAAAGAAACGCAAAUGCUCAAAGAGCAGGCGCAAAGCUAGUCUUAUUUCGUUAAUUUUAGUAUUUAAUAUAUUUAUUAAUGCAGAGAAACAGACAUGAGAAAUUUUGUAUAAUAAGUAUUUUUAAUACUCUAAAAGGGAAGUUCCCUAGGUUGGCUGUAUACCAUAUAGUUAAAAAACUCUAACAAGAAGUAAAACCACUUCUAUGUAAAUUGGUAUAUUUAUUAAAACUUAAAAAUCCCAAUGGAUUGAAUAAAAUAUGUCCAAUUCAGAACGUUUUCAGACCUAUCGGUUUACUUUAUAGUCAAAGUUGGCCUAAGAUGGUUGAUUGAGGUUUUGGUAGGGUUUCACCAUGUCCCCAUAGGUAAUAUCCUGUAACAUCGGCGUUUAGCCUGUUGAAUAUUAUUUUUAAAUAAUGUAAAUUGAAUUUUAAAUUCAACCAUUGUUUGGUUCUGGGGCUAUUUAGCAAGUAUGCACAUUCACUGAUGAUGGACCGAUAGGUCUGAAAACGUUCUGAAUUGGACAUAUUUUAUUCAAUCCAUUGGGAUUUUUAAGUUUUAAUAAAUAUACCAAUUUACAUAGAAGUGGUUUUACUUCUUGUUAGAGUUUUUUAUUUUUAAUACGUUUGGGACUAUUUGGGAGCAUGGAAGAGUAUUUCAUUCAUUAACAAUUUUUGUGCCUUCAGCAACUCUGAGAACAACUUUCAAGUUUGUUUAUUUUGUCUUACAAAAAACAAAUGAUUGUGUAAACAAAUUUAUUUCAAUUAUUUACUUUUGCAAAAAAAGUGCCAAUAAGUUAACAAAACAGUAAUUUCUUCUUUAGCAGUGCCAUCUAUAGGCGAGAUCGUGAACUUUGUACUUUAUUAUUGUACAGAUAAAAAUAUUUUAGACAAUCUGAUUAUUACUGAAAAUUAUAGCAAUAAUAUACGGGUAUUUUAGAAGUUAGUAGAAGAGGAAAUAAAGAACAUAACUGGAAAAAAGUCUUCCAUGGGUUGUGAAGAGGUCUGUAAUUAUGAAUAGAAAGUUUUUACAUAAUAUCAGAAUAUACAGGGUGUUUGGCAAAGAAUGGGCCAUAGCUUAACCUUAGAUUGCUAAGGUUAAAAUAGGUCGAUUUAAGCUAACUUACCUUAGUACAAAAGUUGAUAAUAACCGAAAUACAGGGUGUCAAAGUUAAAAGUUUUAUUUUAUUUAUUUUUGAAUAUUUCCUGACAGGCAUGGGACAACAACACGAAAUUUGGUAAGUGGUGCUGGUAUUGUACAAUCUACUAAAUUAUGUCAAACAAACGUUUCUGGCUACUACCAGAGGCGUACGACGGGGGGACAUGAAUGGUUGACCCUUCCCAAAUUGUCACUGGCGGAAUUGCUAUUUUAGUUCAAUUUUUUGAUUCUCCAAUACUUUCUAUGUAAAAAACAUACUCUUCAUUCCUAACGAUAAAGCCAUUAGUUUUCGAGAUGUUUGAAGCUAAAAACGAAGGAGCAUAAUACAUUAAUCAAAAUAAGUGUGCGUUUUUAUUUUUUCCCUUAUGUUUCAUUUUCCCUUAUGUUUUUAUUUUUAAAACUUCAAAUAUCUCGAAAACUAAUGAAUUUAUCGUUACGAAUGAAGAGUAUAUUAUUUGCAUAGAAAGUAUUGGAGAAUCUAAAAAUUAUGCUAAAAUAGCAGUUUUAUCAGUGGCGUAGAAUUUGGCAAGGGUCACCCAUUCACUUUCCCCUGUCGUACGCCUCUGGUAGUAGCCAGAAACGAUUAUUUAACAUAAUUUAGCAGGGUGUACAGUGCCUACACUUUUUGGCAAGUAUCACACGGAUAAUAUGUCAAAUUAUUUUAAUGUAUUCUUUUUUUUAAUAAAUUAUUCUUUAUGUAAAACUUUAAGAACUAUGUGUGCCCGGUACUAUAAAACUAUUUGACAUAUCCUUAUUGUACUUGGCAGAAACUGUAGGUACUGUACACCCUACUAAAUUAUGUUAAAUAAUCGUUUAUGGUUAAUACCAGAGGUGUACGACAGGGGAAAGUGAAUGGUUGACCCUUCCCAAAUUCUACGCCACUGAUGAAACUGCUAUUUUAGCAUAAUUUUUAUAUUCUCCAAUACUUUCUAUGCAAAUAAUAUACUCUUCAUUCCUAACGAUAAAGUCAUUAGUUUUCGAGAUAUUUGAAGUUAAAAAUGAAAAGGCACACUUAUUUUGAUUAAUGUAUUGUGCUCCUUCGUUUUUAGCUUCAAAUAUCUCGAAAACUAAUGGAUGGCUUUAUCGUUAGGAAUGAAGAGUAUGUUUUUUACAUAGAAAGUAUUGGAGAAUCAAAGAAUUGCAGUAAAAUAGCAAUUCCGCCAGUGACGUAGAAUUUGCGAAGAGUCAACCAUUCAUGUUCCCCCGUCGUAUGCCUCUGGUAGUAGCCAGAAACGUUUGUUUAACAUAACUUAGUAGGGUGGACAGUACCAGCACCACUUACUAAAUUUCGUGUUGUUGUCCCAUGCCUGUCAGGAAAUAUUAAAAAAUAAAUAAAAUAAAAGUUUAACUUUGACACACUGUAUUUCGGUUAUUAUCAACUUUCGUACUAAGGUAAGUCAGCUUAGAUCGACCUAUUUUAAAUUCAGGAAUCUGAGGUUAAGCUAUGGCCCAUUCUUUACCAAACACCCUGUAUAUUCGCAAAAAUAUAUGUUUUUAAGUGGCGAUUUUAACAAAAACGUUGUUUUGCGUUUUUUCUACUUGUAUUAAAAAUGUAACUAAUGUACUAUGUGAAUGUAAGAAAAAGGUAAUCUGAUGAUUUUACUUCAUCCCAGAUGAGUCAUCUCAAAACCGAGAGUGAUGAAAUUAAGGAGGGACCAAUCCAUCUAAAAAUAUUUAAUGAUGCCUGAGAAUUUCCUAAUGUUCAAUACUCCAUUUGCUUUGCACCCUCAGUAGUUUUGAGUUUUUGAGUAUGUGAUAGUUUUGAGUUGAUCUCUUCAAAGCCAUACACUGGCUUAUAAUUUGGUUUUCAAUACUUUUUCAAAAAUAUACAGGGUGUUAGUAAAUAAGUAUGAAAAACUUUAAGGGGUAAUUCUACAUAAAAAAAUAAUGACAGUUUGCUCUGUAAAUAUCUGUCCGCAAAUGAUUCGUUUCCAAGGUACGGGGUGUUGAAAUUUUUAUUUCAAACUGCCAGUUUAUUUAUUGCUCUAAGACUGGUUGAGCUAUGCAAAUUACAUUUGGUGGGUUUUAAGAGGUAGUUAUUGCGCAUUUUUCGACAUACAGUUAAGAAUUUUGUAUUCAUCAUUGGCGCACAUACGGGUAAUAGUCUGAAUUAAAAAAAAUAGUACGCCACUGAGAUAUGACGUUUAAUUUUUGAUAAAAAAUCUUUCUUGCCUUUUUUCAUACGGUGCACCGUUUUUAUGCAGAAAAAUAAAACAUCUUUACGCGUAUUUUUCUUUUCUUAAUACAUUAUCAAGAACUAUCCAAUAUAAUAAUAGUAUACUAAUAAUAGUAUAAUAGUAUACUAAUAUUGUUCUGAAGCUAUUUUCUUGUGGCAUUUUUACAAUUUUAACUAUUUAGAAUGGGAAAUAAGCCACAAUAUUAUUAAAAAAUGAUUUUUAUUAAUAUUAAAUAAUAUUUAUUAAUUUAUUAAUAUUAAUAAAUAUAAUAUUAAUAAUAUUUAUUAAUAUUAUAUUUAUUAAUAUUCUAUUAAAAGUAUACUAAUAGUAUAUUUCUUAGAACAAUAACAGAAAAUAUUACUAAUAAGAUUUUAACUAGGUGCAAAGCUGCAUGAAAUAUUUAAAAUGAUCUCCUUUACAGGUAACAGAAGAAUCUUAUAUUCAUCAUUGGCGCGCGUACGGGUAUUGGUCUGAAUUUUUUAAAGAAAAAAAUAGUACGCCUCUGAGACAUGUCAGACUAAAAAUCUUUUUGAAUUCCUCGUUAAAUUUACGACAAAAAAUCUUUCUUGUCUUUUUUUUUCAUACGAGGCGCCGUUUUUAUACAAAAAAAAUAAAACAUCUUAACGCUUACAAAGUAUCUGAGGUAGUUUCCAUAUGCAUAGAAACUUAGUUCAAAUACUUUCUAAACGUUAAUAUGUUUUAUUUUUUUGCAUAAAAACGGCGCUGCAUAUGAAAAAAAGGCAAGAAAGAUUUUUUGUCGUAAAUUGAACCAGAAAUUCAAAAAUGAUUUUUAAUUUGACAGAUCUCAGUGGCGUACCAUUUUUUUGAAUGAAUAUAAAAUUCUUCUGUAACCUCUAGAGAUUUUUAACAUUUGUUGUAGCUCAACACCUAGUUAAAAUCUUAUUAGUAAUAUUUUCUGUUAUUGUUCCAGUUUAGUAUUAUUAUAUUGGAUAUUUCUUGAUAAUGUAUUAAAAAAUGAAAAAUACGCGUCAAGUGUUUUAUUUUUCUGCAUAAAAACGGUGCACCAUAUGAAAAAAGGCAAGAAAGGUGUUUUAUCAUAAAUUAGACGUGGAAUUUAAAAAUAAUUUUUAAUUCGAAAUAUCUCAGUGGCGUACUAUUUUUUUAUUUAAAAAAUUCUUAAUUGUAUGUCAAAAAGUACGCAAUAACUACCUCCUAAAACUCACCAAAUUUCAUUUUUAUAGCUUAACCAGUCUUAGAGCAAUAAAUAAAUUGGCAGUUUGAAAUAAAAAUUUCAACACCCCAUAUCUCGGAAACGAAGCAUUUGCGAACAUACGUUUAUGGAAUAAACCGGCAUUAUUUUUUCAUGUAGAAUUAGCCUUUAAAGUUUUUCAUACAUUUACUACCUGUAUAGACGUGGAACAUACUGUGGCAUACACAGAAAAUGUACUUUCUAAUAUGUGUAAAGAACAUUAAAAUCUUAUUUUACAGAAAUACUUAUUUCAUGAGUUUAAAAACUACAAAGUUUAGCUUGUCUGUUUCGAUGAUACCUUUGAUUUUCCCAGUUUUAAUGAAAAGAAAAGUGUAUAUUGUGUAUUCAUGUACUCAAAAAAUCGCCGGUUUUUGUAAGCGCUCACAUAUUUUAUAUAGGAGAUUAUCGUGUACAUUAUAUCAAUGUAAGUCUGAUAACAUUAAAAUAUUUAUACAAAAAUGCAUAUUUUGUAAUAUUGAACAUAUUAGCUUUAAUAAAACUAAGUUUGUUACUGUU